CGGACGACCUCCUGGCUCCUGGUGGACAUUAGUCGAUCGUUGAUCGUGUUGUAGAGCACGAGCACGCGGUGGACAUCAUCGCCGUCGUGGUGGUCUAGAGAGCAAUCGCGAUUCAUUAAAGUUCCGAUGUGGUGGUUGUUAUUGUGAUUCGUCGCCCAGUAGUGAAGGGUUGGAAUCAUAUAGUACUUAGAAGGGAGUACCGAUGCUGUGGCUGCCGCACCGGUGAAUGAGCAGCUCCUCAUGCAGCACCAUCUCCACGGGGCAUGACGACUUCUGCCAACGCUGCCGCCAAUCUCAAUUGCACCACCAACCAAAUCGUCACUAAUACCCUUCAACAGCAAACGCAAAAUUUGCAAAAUGUCACUGGUACAAUCACCCUCGGCGAUCCGUGCCUGGAGACCCGGAAGUACUGGUGUUUCCUGCUGUCGUCGAUCUGUACUUUUUUGGCCGGGUUGCUGGUGGUGCUCGUAUGGCGGCUGUUCGCCUUCCUGUGCUGUCGCAAAGAGGCCGAACUGGGCCCCAACGACCCCAAGCAGAAAGAGCAGAAGGCGCAGAGGGGCAAACAAGAGUUCGAGGGCACGUUCAUGACCGAGGCCAAGGAUUGGGCGGGAGAACUUAUCUCCGGCCAGACCACCACCGGAAGGAUUUUGGUGGUCCUAGUAUUUAUACUAAGUAUAGCAUCUUUAAUAAUAUACUUCAUAGACGCAUCAAAUAUUUAGUGAAGGAGUGGAGCGAUGCCAGAAGUGGAGCGAGAACGUCACUCAACAGAUCGACCUUGCCUUCAACAUAUUUUUUAUGGUGUAUUUUUUUAUAAGAUUUAUAGCAGCUAGUGAUAAGUUAUGGUUCAUGCUAGAGAUGUACUCGUUCGUAGACUAUUUCACAAUUCCCCCGUCCUUCGUAUCCAUUUAUUUGGACCGAACGUGGAUCGGAUACACCACAUUCAGUAAAUGUAACCGGAAGCAGCGGUUCAUCGCAAAAUGGGCUUAACAUGGUAGCUCUUGAGCCAUCACAUUCCAGAAAUUCAAGUAACUUAGGAAAAAGAACAAGGGAUGACUUUUGUAAUGUAAUCAAUCAUAAUAAUAUUGUCCAAUAAAAUAUA
Messenger RNA from Acanthoscelides obtectus, 1099 nucleotides. The record is from the annotation of a GenBank genome assembly. Lineage: Eukaryota; Metazoa; Arthropoda; Insecta; Coleoptera; Chrysomelidae.